Echinostoma caproni is the source of this 465-nucleotide messenger RNA. Lineage: Eukaryota; Metazoa; Platyhelminthes; Trematoda; Plagiorchiida; Echinostomatidae. The record is from the annotation of a GenBank genome assembly.
UGUGACUGUCUUUUGGUGGACGACCGAAUUAUUGCCAUCAAUAACAACUACACAAGCAAACUAAGACACGAAGACAAUGUUCGCUUAGCCAAAGCAGCCGGUCCGUGGAUUCGAAUGGAAUUAGAGUACGAAUUGCCGGAACUACCCCCAGCCGGAUGUACUGUGAAACACAUGCUAGUGGAAUUGGAGACUCGUGGCGAAGGAACAGGUUUGGUCCUACGGGGCGGUUGGAAUCGCCUCCCAUCGCACAUUCGACCACUGACUGUGAUGCAUAUACGGGAAAAUAGCAUAUCAGCCUGACUCAUAGAACACUUCGGGAUUCGAACUCUGGAAGUGUUGCAUGAACACCGCGUGCCUUACAACUGUUCGAAUCAACUCACUUCGGGGCUGACUGGAAUUACCGGCUUGUCCACUUGUCUUUCUGUUGUGGUUAGCUCGACAGAAACAGAGGAAAACACCGCUUAG